This is a messenger RNA of Leptonychotes weddellii (Weddell seal), 6750 nucleotides long. The record is from RefSeq and is a predicted model, not a curated record. NCBI's taxonomy places the organism in Eukaryota, Metazoa, Chordata, Mammalia, Carnivora, Phocidae.
AUGCACAUCUCCAAAGUGUCCAGCGAGCCUGAUGGCAGCGACCGGGAGAGUCUGCUGGUGGCAGUUCUGAGAGAAGUCAAGUACUUGGGCUUCCAGCAACAGAAAGAGAUUCCAAGCAGCGCCGAGAAUCUGUUCUCACAACAUGAAACCUUCCGGAAGUUUGUGGGCAACUUGGAACUCAUCGUUGGCUGGUACAAUGAGAUAAAGACCACGGUGAUGGAAGUAGAAUCUCCACUAAUAAAGUCGGAACUGGAAGACAUCGAUGUCAAACUACUGAGUGCUGAAACCACGCUCUUCUGGAACAGCGAAGGUGUGUUAGAAUAUAUUCAAGAGAUGCGAGAAAUUCUCCAAAACUUGCAGAAUAGGAUACAGAAAGCAAAGCAGAAUACAGAUGGGAUUUCUCAAGCCAUGAAGGACUGGUCAGCCAACCCAAUGUUUGAGAGGAAGGACAAUAAGAAGGAGGCCCUGCUGGAUUUGGACGGAAGGGUGGUCAACCUCAACAGGCGCUACACUGUGGUCAAGGAGGCCGGCCUGAAGAUUCAGGCCAUGGUCAUGGAAAAUGCUGAACUGUUCAGAGCAGAUACGAUGAGCCAGUCCUGGAAAGACUACGUCAACUAUGUUGACAACAUGGUCCUGGAUGAAUUUGACCAUUUCAUCCGCAAAUCUCUGAAUUACUUCAUAGACAACAUGGUCUUGGAUGAGAGCGUGGCGCCACUCUUUGAGGUCCGCAUGGAGCUGGAAGAGGACGGGCUGGUCUUCCAUCCAUCCCUGGAGAUGGGCGCGGACCAUGGCUUCCUGACGCUGAUUGAGGGCCUGAUCAAUGACAUCUACAACGCAGCCAAGUUCAUCCCCCGGCUGGCCAAGGGCCAAAUGAGCUACAAGGCAGACCUGGAAGACAUGACGGACCUCAUAGAGAUGAGGGAGGAGAUGUCCAACCUGGUCAUCAGCGCCAUGAAGGAGGCUGAGGAGUACCAGGACUCCUUCGAGAGGUACUCCUACCUCUGGAUGGACGACCCCCAGGAGUUCAUGAAGAACUUCCUGAUCUACGGGCGUGCGGUCACCCCGGAGGACUUGGACACCCGGGCUGAAGAGACCCUCUCCAAGACGCCACCCAGCCUCACCCAGUUCCAGCAGCAGAUCGAUUCCUACGAGAAGCUGUACGAGGAAGUGUCCAAGUGUGAGAACACCAAGGUGUUCAACGGCUGGCUGCAGUGUGACUGCCGCCCCUUCAAGCAGGCCCUCCUCAACAUCAUCAAGCGCUGGAGCUUGAUGUUCAAGCGACAUCUGAGCGACCACGUCAUCAGCAGCCUGGCUGACCUGGAAGCCUUCAUGAAAGUCGCCAGGACGGGCUUAACCAAGACCCUCAAGGAGGGAGAUUACGACGGUCUCGUGGAGGUGAUGGGUCAUCUGAUGAAGGUCAAGGAGAGGCAGGUGUCCACGGACAACAUGUUUGAGCCCCUGAAGCAAACCAUUGAGCUGCUCAAGACCUACGGGGAGGAGAUACCGGAAGAGACACACCUGAAGCUGCAGGAGCUGCCGGAGCAGUGGACAAACACCAAGAAGCUGGUGAUCCAGGUGAAGCAGAACGUGGCGCCCCUGCAGGCCAGCGAGGUCAACAUCCUGCGGCGGAAGUGCCAGCAGUUCGAGCUCAAGCAGCAGGAGUUCAGAGAGAAGUUCCGGCGAGAAGCCCCGUUCAGCUUCACCGACCCCGACCCCUACAAGUCCCUGAAUAAGCAACAAAAGAGCAUCGCGUCCAUGGAGAGCACCAUGGAGGCCCUGUGCAAGUCCGGGAGCCUGUUCGAAGUCACGGUCCCAGACUACAAGCAGCUCAAAGCUUGUCACAAGGAGGUCCGCCUGCUGAAGGAGCUCUGGGACAUGAUCGUCAUGGUGAACACCAGCAUUGACAACUGGAGGACCACCAAGUGGAAAGAUAUCAACGUUGAGCAGAUGGACAUAGAUUGUAAGAAGUUUGCCAAAGACGUGAGGUCUCUGGACAAGGAGAUGAAGAGCUGGGACGCCUUCGUGGGGCUGGACAACACCGUGAGGAACAUGAUCACAUCCCUGCGCGCCGUGAGCGAGCUGCAGAACCCCGCCGUCCGGGACCGUCACUGGCAGCAGCUCAUGCAGGCCACCCAGGUGAAAUUUGAAAUGUCAGAUGAGACUACCCUGGCAGAUUUACUGCAGCUGAACCUCCACAAAUACGAGGAUGAGGUCCGAAAUAUCGUUGACAAGGCUGUGAAAGAGUCUGGGAUGGAAAAGGUGCUGAAAGCCCUGGACGCCACGUGGUCCACCAUGGAGUUUGAGCACGAGCCACACCCACGCAUGGGCACCAUGAUGCUCAAGUCGGACGAGGUGCUGGUGGAGACCCUGGAAGACAACCAGGUGCAGCUGCAGAACCUGAUGAUGUCCAAGUACCUGUCCCACUUCCUGAAGGAGGUGACGAGCUGGCAGCAGAAGCUGUCCACGGCGGACUCCGUCAUCUCAAUCUGGUUUGAGGUCCAGAGGACCUGGAGCCACCUGGAGAGCAUCUUCAUCGGCUCCGAGGACAUCCGCGCCCAGCUGCCAGAGGACUCCAAGCGCUUUGACGAAAUUGACAUGGAGUUCAAGGCCCUGAUGGAAGAGGCGGUGAAAACCCCCAACGUGGUAGAAGCCACCAACAAGCCUGGUCUCUACGACAAACUGGAGAAUCUGAAGAAGAGGUGGGUCCCCGCGCCUGGCCCCACGCCUGGCCCCGUCCCUGCCACCAGGAGGCGUCCUGGCCUUUUCUCCACCAUAAUGCGGGAUCUGGCCAACAUCACUCAUGAUGGCCCCAAGUGGAUUGUCUUGGAUGGAGACAUAGACCCAAUGUGGAUUGAAUCUCUCAACACUGUGAUGGAUGACAACAAGGUCCUCACCCUGGCCAGCAAUGAGCGAAUCCCCCUAAACCGCACCAUGAGGCUGGUGUUCGAGAUCAGCCACCUGAGGACGGCCACCCCUGCCACCGUCUCCAGAGCCGGCAUUCUUUACAUCAACCCCGCAGAUCUGGGGUGGAACCCGGUGGUGAGCAGCUGGAUUGAGAGGCGCAAGGUGCAGUCUGAGAAGGCCAACCUGAUGAUCCUCUUCGACAAGUACCUGCCCACGUGCCUGGAUAAGUUGCGCUUUGGGUUUAAGAAGAUCACGCCCAUACCGGAGAUCACGGUCACCCAGAUGAUCCUGUACCUGCUCGAGUGCCUCCUCACAGAGAAGAACGCGCCACCCGACUCCCCCAAAGAGCUGUACGAGCUCUACUUUGUGUUUGCCUGCUUCUGGGCUUUCGGGGGAGCCAUGUUCCAGGACCAGCUUGUAGAUUAUCGAGUCGAGUUCAGCAAAUGGUGGAUCAAUGAAUUUAAAACGAUCAAGUUCCCCUCGCAGGGAACGAUCUUCGACUACUACAUAGAUCCUGACACUAAAAAGUUCCUGCCGUGGACAGAAAAAGUGCCUGCCUUUGAGCUGGACCUGGACGUCCCACUGCAGGCCUCUCUGGUGCACACCACAGAAACCAUCCGAAUCCGCUACUUCAUGGACCUGCUCAUGGAGAAGUCGUGGCCAUUGAUGCUGGUGGGGAACGCGGGCACGGGCAAGUCCGUGCUGAUGGGGGACAAGCUGCAGAGCCUCAACACCGACGACUACCUAGUUCAGGCUGUGCCCUUCAACUUCUACACGACCUCAGCCAUGCUGCAGGGGGUUCUUGAGAAGCCACUGGAGAAGAAAUCCGGUAGGAACUAUGGCCCCCCAGGCACCAAGAAGCUGAUCUACUUCAUUGACGACAUGAACAUGCCCGAGGUGGACAAGUAUGGGACAGUGGCCCCCCACACGCUCAUCCGGCAGCACAUGGACCACGGGCACUGGUAUGACAGACAGAAGCUGACGUUGAAGGACAUCCAUAACUGCCAGUACGUGGCUUGCAUGAACCCCACCUCCGGAUCCUUCACCAUCGAUCCCAGACUCCAGCGCCAUUUCUGUGUGUUUGCUGUGAGCUUCCCGGGCCAGGAGGCCCUCACCACCAUCUACAACACAAUCUUGGCCCAGCACCUGGCCUUCCGCUCGGCCCCCAUGGUGGUUCAGAGGAUGAGCAGCCAGCUCGUGGCCUCGGCCCUGGCCCUGCAUCAGAAAGUCACUGCAACAUUUCUUCCCACGGCCAUUAAAUUUCACUAUGUCUUCAAUCUCCGGGAUCUCUCCAAUAUUUUCCAGGGACUCUUAUUCUCCACAGUGGAGAUCCUGAGAAUACCGCUUGACCUAGUCCGCCUCUGGCUGCACGAAGCUGAGAGGGUGUAUGGGGACAAAAUGGUUGACGAGAAAGACCAAGAAACAUUGCGCAGGGUCACCAUUGCUUCCACCAAGAAAUUCUUUGAUGAUCUUGGGGAUGAGCUCCUAUUUGCCAAACCAAAUCUCUUCUGCCACUUUUCUCACGGGAUCGGCGAGCCCAAAUACCUCUCGGUAAUCAACCUGGCUCAUCUGAACAAGCUCCUAGCGGACGUCCUAGACAGUUACAAUGAAGUCAACGCAGUCAUGAACUUGGUGCUGUUUGAAGAUGCGGUGGCUCACAUCUGCAGGAUCAACCGCAUCCUGGAGUUGCCCCGUGGGAAUGCCCUGCUGGUGGGUGUGGGCGGCAGCGGCAAGCAGAGCCUCUCACGCCUGGCCGCCUACAUCAGUGCACUGGACGUGUUCCAGAUCACCCUCAAGAAGGGCUACGGGAUCCCUGACCUCAAGGUUGACCUGAGCGCACAGUACAUAAAGUCGGCGGUGAAGAACGUCCCCUCGGUGUUCCUGAUGACAGACUCCCAGGUGGCCGAGGAGCAGUUUCUGGUGCUGAUCAAUGACCUGCUGGCCUCGGGGGAGAUCCCUGGGCUGUUCACGGACGACGAGGUGGAGAACAUCAUCUCCUCCAUGCGACCACAAGUGAAGUCCCUCGGCAUGACUGACACUCGGGAAACAUGCUGGAAAUUCUUCAUUGAGAAAGUGCGCAAGCAGCUUAAGGUGAUCUUGUGUUUCUCUCCCGUGGGCUCCAUCCUGCGCGUGCGGGCAAGGAAAUUCCCUGCCGUCGUCAACUGCACGGCCAUCAACUGGUUCCACGAGUGGCCGGAAGAUGCCCUUGUGUCCGUGAGCGCGCGCUUCCUCGAGGAAACCGAGGGCAUUCACCCAGAAGUCAAGGCCUCCAUCAGCCUCUUCAUGUCCUACGUGCACACAACGGUCAACGAGAUGUCCAAGUUGUACUUGGCCACGGAGAGGCGCUCCAAUUACACCACACCCAAAACCUUCCUGGAGCAGAUCAAACUUUACCAGAACCUGCUGGCCAAGAAGAGAAUGGAGCUGGUGGCCAAGAUUGAGAGGCUGGAGAAUGGUCUGACGAAGCUGCAGAGCACGGCGUCCCAGGUGGAUGAUUUAAAAGCCACGCUGGCGAUUCAGGAGGCCGAACUCAAGCAGAAAAAUGAGAAUGCGGACAAGCUGAUCCACGUGGUGGGCGUGGAAACCGAGAAGGUCAGCAAAGAGAAAGCCAUCGCCGACGAGGAAGAGGCCAAGGUGGAGGUCAUCAACAAGAAUGUCACAGAGAAACAAAAAGCUUGUGAAACGGACCUGGCCAAGGCCGAGCCAGCCCUCCUGGCCGCGCAGGAAGCUCUCGACACUCUGAAUAAGAACAACCUGACAGAGCUGAAGUCCUUCGGGUCCCCCCCGGAUGCCGUGGUCAACGUCACGGCUGCCGUCAUGAUCCUGACCGCGCCCGGGGGCAAGAUCCCCAAGGAUAAGAGCUGGAAAGCUGCGAAAAUCAUGAUGGGCAAAGUGGACACCUUCCUGGACUCCUUGAAAAAGUUUGACAAGGAGCACAUCCCCGAGGCCUGCCUGAAAGCAUUUAAGCCCUACCAAGGCAACCCGACCUUCGACCCCGAGUUCAUCCGCUCCAAGUCCACGGCGGCCGCGGGCCUAUGCUCCUGGUGCAUCAACAUCGUCCGCUUCUACGAGGUGUACUGCGACGUGGCCCCCAAGAGGCAGGCCCUGGAGGAGGCUAACGCCGAGCUGGCUGAGGCGCAGGAGAAGCUCUCGCGGAUCAAAAACAAGAUUGCGGAACUCAAUGCCAACCUGAGCAACCUCACGUCGGCUUUUGAAAAGGCAACAGCAGAGAAGAUCAAGUGCCAACAAGAGGCCGACGCCACCAACAGGGUGAUCUCGCUGGCCAACAGGCUGGUAGGGGGAUUAGCAUCGGAGAAUGUGCGCUGGGCUGAAUCGGUGAAGAACUUCAAAAGCCAGGGGGUCACUCUGUGUGGGGACGUCCUGCUGAUUUCCGCCUUCGUAUCCUACGUGGGCUACUUCACCAAGAAAUACCGAAAUGAGCUGAUGGAGAAAUUUUGGGUCCCUUAUAUAAAUCAGUUAAAGGUCCCCAUCCCGAUCACGGAAGGUCUGGACCCCUUGAGCCUGCUGACGGAUGACGCAGACGUGGCCACUUGGAACAACCAGGGCCUCCCCAGCGACCGCAUGUCCACUGAGAAUGCCACCAUCCUGUGCAACACGGAGCGCUGGCCCCUCAUCGUGGAUGCCCAGCUGCAAGGAAUCAAGUGGAUCAAAAACAAAUAUGGCAGUGAACUGAAAGCCAUCCGCCUGGGACAGAAGAGCUACCUGGACAUCAUUGAGCAGGCCAUUUCCGAAGGGGACAUCUUGCUCAUCGAGAACAUUGGCGAAACCGUGGACCCUGUGCUGGACCCACUGCUCGGCAGGAACACCAUUAAGAAGGGAAAGUGA